Olea europaea var. sylvestris is the source of this 1003-nucleotide messenger RNA. Its product is annotated as allene oxide cyclase, chloroplastic-like. The coding region runs from base 82 to 831 and encodes 249 amino acids. Gene Ontology annotation, molecular function: allene-oxide cyclase activity. The transcript is spliced from 3 exons. Gene Ontology annotation, biological process: jasmonic acid biosynthetic process. Lineage: Eukaryota; Viridiplantae; Streptophyta; Magnoliopsida; Lamiales; Oleaceae. The record is from RefSeq and is a predicted model, not a curated record.
UGUCGCAUAUUCAUAAAGUUCUCACUAAGACCACCUUUUUCAGCCUCAUUUGCUAAAGAUACAAGCUUUUUACUAUAAAGAAUGGCUACUGCAUCAGCCUAUGCUAUUUUCAGGCCUUCGUCCGUCAAGCCACCAGUUACCUCCACCGCUGCCGCCACUUCACUGGCUCAAAAGCUGCUUUCGUUUAAGCAAACAAACCCUCUUUUAUCUCAAACCCUUAAACUUUCCAACUCCGCCGCCGCCGUUGCCGGCAGUUCAUCCGCUAGAAGAUCAUUCUCAUGCAAGAGCCAAACCGACCCAUCAGCAGCUAAGAUUCAAGAACUGCACGUGUAUGAGAUCAACGAGAGAGAUCGCGGCAGCCCUGCUUAUCUUCGACUGAGUCAAAAAACUGUCAAUACCCUUGGCGACCUUGUGCCUUUCAGCAAUAAGGUAUAUACCGGAGACCUGCAGAAACGAGCAGGAAUAACUGCCGGAAUAUGCGUUCUGAUCAAGAACGAGCCGGAGAAGAAGGGUGACCGGUACGAGGCGAUCUACAGUUUCUACUUCGGCGAUUAUGGUCAAAUAGCGGUCCAGGGACCCUACUUGACCUACGAGGACACCUAUCUGGCUGUGACUGGUGGUUCGGGAAUAUUCGAAGGGGUGUAUGGACAAGUAAAGCUGCAGCAGAUUAUUUUUCCUUUCAAAUUGUUCUACACCUUUUAUCUGAAGGGCAUACCGGAUCUGCCGGCAGAGUUACUGGGUAAGCCGGUUGUUCCGUCGCCCGCGGUGGAGCCCACGGCGGCUGCCAAGGCCUGCGAGCCCGGCGCUACCGUCCCAAAUUUCACUGAUUAGUUGAUGAUUAACGAGGACGGUGCAAUAAUGUUAGGCCAUGUUUGUUUGUGUAAUAAAUUCACCUUUUUUUUUUCUUUUUUCUUUUUUUGUGAAAGAUGAUAAUUAACUAUUUUCUCUAUGAGGAAAGCUUUAUCUGAUGGUGGUGAAAUUUUGGAAUAACAUUUUGCAAUGA